AUGGUGUGUGUGGACCAUGGUGAACAGGAAGUAGACCAGCUCUUGCAAACUCCUCCCUGCCAAUAUGAGUACGGGGGGGUGCAUUUAACAGUGAUCCGCUCAGCGCUGAAGGUAGAGGAGGAUCCACCACUGAUUCACUUCUCCUCAAACCAAUCAGACAUUUCAGAGCUGCUGGAAGGGAUCUUCUGCACCAUCUCCCUGUGCACGUACGCGGCCAGCGUGACCUACGACCUCUCCAGGAACCCGCCCUUCAUCUACGGGCUGCCGGGCGACGUGGACCACGGCUACGGCUGGUCCAUCUGCUGCGCCUGGGCCAGCCUGGGCCUCACCGUGGCCUCCGGCUGCCUCGGCACCACCUACCCCUUCCUGAGCCGGGCCAAAGCCCUGCGCUCCAAGACCGCCCGUGAGUCCUCCGUCUGA
Myripristis murdjan (pinecone soldierfish) is the source of this 420-nucleotide messenger RNA. Its product is annotated as transmembrane protein 178A-like. Gene Ontology annotation, cellular component: endoplasmic reticulum membrane. Bases 1 to 420 code for a protein of 139 amino acids. Gene Ontology annotation, biological process: regulation of cytosolic calcium ion concentration; negative regulation of osteoclast differentiation. NCBI's taxonomy places the organism in Eukaryota, Metazoa, Chordata, Actinopteri, Holocentriformes, Holocentridae. The record is from RefSeq and is a predicted model, not a curated record. The transcript is spliced from 4 exons.